AAAUGGCGGGCACCUGUCGUUUGGAAAUGCAUAAACAUUUGAACUGGUCAUCUUGUCACUGACAUGAAUAUGAUAAUGUCUGUCAGAAGCUGGUUACAGUGAACAUGAUUGUGAGCGUCUGACUACAAACAUGUCAUCGUCUUCUAGCCCCACCAGGUCCCUGAAGGACCCGGACUCCAUGAAAAGUCCUGACAGAAUGGAAAAAAAAAUUAUUCCCAUUGACCAGAAGUUGGAGAAUCGAUUAAAUAUGAAAGAUUUGGAAAAACUGCAAGAUGCAUUUAUGACACAGGGAGAAGGUUAUGACAACAGACUGAGUCUCAACAAAGCUCAAUUCUGUGAGGCCCUGUCUAUCUUACUGAAGAAAGGCUCCAAACAAGAGUAUGCUGACCUGUUUGACAAGAUUGACGUCACACAGGAGGGCACGGUGGACUGGGACAAAUUCGCGUCUCACAUGUUGUUAGAAUUCUAUGAGAAAGACGACCGGGUCAAGUCUACACAAGUUCCACAGUGGAAGGAUCUUAAGGCUCUCCCAAGUCCACACAAGGAGGUGGUACAGAGAGUGAGGUUCCUGAAAAACACAAACCGAUACGUGGCCAUCAGUAAGGAGGGCUGUGUAUCAAUGUGGGGCACUGACCUCAAGCUCCAGAGGUCACUGAAAACAGGAACUGAUUCCUGUAAGGCUAGGGACUUAUGGGUAACGGAUUUUGUCCCACUGCAGAAUGUUAACAAGAUUGCUCUGGCUUUCACUAGCAAGGAGAUAGCUAUCUAUGACUUGAGCAGCAAGCUGGAGUUCAACUGUCAGUACAAAGUUCAGGGUUUACCGUACACACCGCUGUGCCUUGAUUACUGGUCCAACCCAAACAAUGUGAAUGAGGCCAUCUUAGUUUGGGGAGAUGUGGGGGGAUACAUCAACAUCAUUUUCUUUACCUCAGCAAAUAUUGCCUUGUUCGAACGUCCGCCAGCACCAGCCGGGGAAAAGCAGGUUUGGCAGGAACCGUGUCUAAAUGUACCUAUUAGUGAGAUACUGAUAGGAAAAUACAAGAACUCAACAUUCACCAAAUACGCUGGACAUCGAGAAGAAAGCAAAGUGGAAUGGGUCAGAGAAGUGCUGUACUCACAAUACUUGGAGUGUUUCAUCAGCUGUUCUACGUCAACAAACCACGCUGUCGUCAUCGGCUGGAUGGAGAAACACACAGCAGUCAAUCAAAGUAUAAAUGUAACCAGAGGUGCUGUUUCAACAAAGAAGGAAAUUCAGAGACAAUCUGAGUUUGUCAUAGUUCAAGGUGUAAACUCCUUUGAUUACAAUGAGCAGCUGAACCUUAUUGCCACUGCCGGAGUGAAUAACCAUGUCUGUCUGUGGAACCCGUAUGUCGUGUCCAAGCCAAAUGGAGUUUUGCGAGGACACAUGGCUAGCGUGGUGCAGGUUCAGUUUAUCAAGAGCCGGGGUCAGCUGAUCAGCUUCUCGAAGGACAAGGUUCUGCGGAUCUGGGAUGUACAGCUACAAGUCUGUAUCCAGAGACUCGCCGGCAUGUUUCCCAAGGGACCUGAAGUUCAGAGUAAGUUGUAUUUUGAUGAUGGUAAGGAGAGAUCCGGUGUAGACCGAAACAGACUGUUUAUUACAUUCAACUAUCAGCUGACUGCUCUCGACAUGAAGGUGGAAAUCAAGGACAGAAUAAUGAGUCAUGAAAAACCGAUUGUAACCGCUCUGUACAACACCGUCUACAACCAAGUAAUUAGCGUGUGUCAAGCGGGUACCAUAGUGAUGUGGAUGAUUGACACGGGUCAGAAGGUCAAGCAGUUUAACAGUUCUCACGGGACAGCCGAGGUCACGUGUCUCUCUCAGGACCUCAGCGAGACGCGUCUCUUUACUGGGAGCACGGAUGGAACUGUUAAGGUUUGGGAUUUUAAUGGCCAUUGCUACCACACUCUCUCUUGUUCUGGUGGACACCCGGCAGACGUGGGACAAAUUCUUAUUCUAAAGAGACAAGUGCUUGUCGUCGGCUGGGCUAAGUACAUAACAGUGUUUCGUAACAACAACUUCCGAGAUUUUCACGUCGAGCCAGCUGAUUGGAAAGGGGGCCAGGAGCAUGUUGAGGACAUUCUGUGUGUUGCGUUUGUGAGUCCGAACAUUCUGGCGAGCGGCGCCUACGACGGAGAGAUCGUCGUCUGGAACACAAACUCAGAGCAGGCAUCGCGCCACUUGAGUCAGCGAUCAAGGAAAGUGCUGAAAUCGAGAACAAAGUCCACAAUUGUCAUCAAAGAGUCUGGUCCUCCAGCUUCAAGCAUUCCAGAAGAUCAAGAAUCGAAACCGCCGGAUGAUUCGUCCAUUGUGACAAAACCACGCCCCAAGUCACGAGCCCUGUCCCGUGUUAGCGAGGGAAGUAAUGAUGAACAAAACGAGUUUGGUCUGGCCAUUUCUAAACUCCUGUUCCUGGAAACGAGGAAAACGAACUCCUCUGGCCACUGUGCCAAUCUGGUGUCGUGCGGAGGGAAUGGAUGGGUUCGAUUCUGGAACACGUCAAAAAGUCAGCUGAUGGCCGAGUAUGUUGCACACCUUCACGCUGGCAGUAUCAUAAUGGCGACGGACAAGAAGAACCAGUAUCUGGUGACUGGUGACGUGGAUGGGGUCAUCAAAGUGUGGGAGAUUCUCGAGUACUGCAUGCACCACGUGGACGACACCAUUCAAACACCACCUCCACUAAAACGGCAGUUCCACCCUCAUCAGGACAUGAUUAAUUCCAUCGACAUCUGCGAGAGAAACGAUCGGAUGCUGGUUAUAUCGAGCUCUUCCGACUGCAGUGUUGCAGUCUGGGAUAUCUAUGGAAACAAGAUUGGAGUCUUUGGACAGGACGAACACUGGAGAAUUGAACAGUAUAUUCCUGGAGAGGAACUUCAGAACUUGGAUGAAGAAAAUGAGACAGCUGAUACAAAGGAUGCCACGAUCUGUUUAACACCGGAGAAAGACGAAAUGAAAGAAUCGACUGAUAUAAUGGACGAGCAAUCGGUAGACUACAGGAUUAACACGUGGGAUAAUACGGUGCUGGGGAAGGACUAUCAGGAGCUGAGGAUACGAAAGCGAGAAAGACGACAGCCGGGGACGAUUCCCAACCUGCCGUAUCUACACUGGGAGCGCACGGGGCAGGCACCCGCUGGGCCAUACUCGGCUCUACAAACGUCGGAGUUACUCCAGGUAGAACCGUUGGUUAAACCCGACGCUGAGAAAUAUUUCCUUGACCGUCCUCCAAGUACCGAAUACCUGCCCAAGCUUCCUGUGCUUGCUGACACCCUGAAGACUGCGUUUGACGAGAAAUCGCUGUUCCCCAAGUUCAUUCUGGACUAUGAGCUGUUGCGAUCUGGUAAGGGUAAGACUGCCCGUGGAAGUGUUCACCAUGUUGGAAGCGGUCAGGUGGCGGGGAGUCAGAAAACGUACCAGUUCUCUCCACGCAAGAACAAGACCGUCACAGGCAGCAAGCUGAAACCGGUCGCGGGGCGGAAAAACUCAGUCACUGCACAGGAGUGA
Messenger RNA from Gigantopelta aegis, 3520 nucleotides. Its product is annotated as WD repeat-containing protein 49-like. The record is from RefSeq and is a predicted model, not a curated record. The transcript has 30 exons. NCBI's taxonomy places the organism in Eukaryota, Metazoa, Mollusca, Gastropoda, Neomphalida, Peltospiridae. The coding region runs from base 131 to 3520 and encodes 1129 amino acids. Gene Ontology annotation, molecular function: calcium ion binding; protein binding.